Molecule: messenger RNA, 872 nt
Organism: Pygoscelis adeliae (Adelie penguin)
Lineage: Eukaryota; Metazoa; Chordata; Aves; Sphenisciformes; Spheniscidae
Gene: PSMF1
Product: proteasome (prosome, macropain) inhibitor subunit 1 (PI31)
Exons: 6
Biological process (GO): proteasome-mediated ubiquitin-dependent protein catabolic process
Molecular function (GO): endopeptidase inhibitor activity; proteasome binding
Source: RefSeq, a predicted model, not a curated record
CCAGGUCCUGAUGAAAGGAAGUCGGAGCUGCUGCCCGCCGGCUGGGAAGCCAACAAGGAGGUGUAUACACUGCGCUACAAGUCCACGGACGAUGCCCAUGAGCUGCUGCUGAAGGCCAUCAUGGUGGAAGACAGUAUGAUCCUCAACGUCAUGGAUCGCAGUUCUCAGAAGGUGGCAGAUGUGACCUUGGCAGUGGCCGACUACAUCAACCCGGAGCACCUGGACGAUUUCCACAAGGUGUACAGGAACACUGAGGAGCUGAGGACAAGGAUUGCUUCGGGCAUCAUCGCUCCCCUCAGGGCCACUGCAGAAAAGGCCAAAAAGGAGCCCGAGGCUGAGAAGAAGGAUCCUGACUUGCCCCGGGAUUACAACCCCCUGAGGGUCCCUCCCCGGCAGCCGGCAGGCACAAGAGCACCGUCCUGGCCUUCCCCCUUGAGCCCCUUUGCUGUUGGUGGGGAAGACCUGGACCCUUUUGGAGGUCGGAGUGGGGGAAUGAUCGUGGAUCCUCUCCGGUCUGGCUGCCCGCAGCCCGGCAUUGACCCGUCGUCGGGCAUUCCAGGACGGCUUCCCCCGGGAGCAGUUCCACCAGGCGCCAGAUUCGACCCCUUUGGCCCAUUAGGAGCUGGUAGAUCUGGGCCAGAUCCCGACCACCUUCCCCCUCCAGGCUACGACGACAUGUUCAUGUGAGAAGUCACCGCAUGGCUUCUCAUGGCUGCAGCCAGAGCAGUCUCCUGGGAAGCAGGAGCACUUUCCCCUCUUCGCUUCCCGUUCGGUGGACUUCGAUCUUUUCAGCAGCGUUUUUCUUCUCCCCGUUUGGGGCCAUGUUCCUGUGUGUCAGACCAGCUAUAAAGAUUUCCCUGUGUGCAGAAUAG